AAUCCGAGAGCCAGGUGAACUGAGAAGGCAGUCAUGUGGUGGUGGGGAGACCUGCCUCCUUCACACACCUCCCUCACAUAGUUCACUACUAGCAAGGGGUCCAGUCUCGCCUCGUGAUCUCUUCACCGUCGUCAUAUCUCUCCUCAGACACAGUGACUUUCUCUUCGUGUGUCUGUCUACAUCUGGUAAUUGAUCUCUGACAAAUGUAUCUGAAGCUCCCUACAGAGGGAGUGAGUGGUGGUAAUGUAGUAGAAGAAGCCCCACACACGCUCCUUCCUGCCUCCCCUCCAGUCAGAGGUGUUUCAGCAUGGCUGUAAUGUGCUCCUAAGCUACUGAUAAAUAUGCUAUACGGGUUUAUGGAAGUGCUUCCUACUAUACAAAUGCAGUGUUUGAUGCAAAAUAUAAACGCAUAGCUAGUAUAAAACUCAAAUGGUUCUAUGAUAAAUAGAAAAUGGGCAUAAAAUAUAAACAGUAUAACUUUAAAGUAAUCAUUAUAAACUAUUAUUUCUAACUAAAUAUAGUUUUAUUCAGUCUCAUUUAAAAGAAGAAAAAUACAUAAAUUAUGAUCAUCGAGAAAUAGCCAUCUUCCAGCAGUUAAAUACCAGUAAAUCGCUUUUUGAAAGUCUGAGAGUUGGUCUCUGGUUGUCUCUCCCGGCUGCUUGGUUGAUGUAGCCACCAGCCUUGCCACUCACCCCACAGUCGCCGCUACCCCCUCGCCGGCAACUACCCCUUCACCCACCGCUACACUCACAUCGGAUAAUACCUCCUCCCCCACCACAACCCCCUCCUCCGCCACCGUCUUCUCCCCCGCCCCUCUCCCCGCCACAACCUCCUCACCAACCCUCUGGACCUCCACUGACCUCUCGCCCUCCACUGACCUCUCGCCCUCCACUGACCUCUCGCCCUCCACUUCCACCUCGACCACCAGUACCACCUCAGCCGCCAUUACCCCUCCGACCACCACUACCCUUCGACUGCCACUACUCCCUCGUCCUUCACUGCCCUUCGUUCGCCACUACCCCGUCGUCAGUGCCCAGCCCUCCCCAGCCACUCCCCUCUGCUUGCCACUGCCCUUCGCUCGCCACUAUCCUUCAGAACCUUUUCCUCACCGCUUCCACCGCCACCACUAACCUCAGACACUCUACCACAACACCACCACAAUCACCAACAUCACUGCUACUACUACUACCCCUUUACCACAGCACUAACACCACAACCACCAUCACCACUGCUACCCCCCCUUACCACAACACUACUAUCACCACCACCACAUUCACCACCACAACCACUACUGCCCCUCUCUCACAGCGCUUCUGACUCUGCCAUAACAAUGCAAACGCCAUAAACCACCACUUCAUCACUUCUUCCCCAGUACUACAGCAUUACUGACACCACUAUUACAACCGCUACCACUAGCGCCAGUACAACCCCUUUACCACAGCUCCACUAACACUACCACAACGUAGUAUCAACAGCCUUACCCACUUCCUCCAUUUCACUACUAGUAACCAGUAGAAGCUGCCAACACCAGUAACAAGGCAGACAGCUUUUCUACCUGCACCACCAUCACCACCCUUCCAUACUAGCACCACCACCCAUCAUUACCAUUAGCACCACAAGCAGCAGCACCACCACCGCUACACGCAGCAGCAGCAGCACCACCACUAGAAGCAGCAGCAGCACAACUAGAAGCAGCAGCAGCAGCAGCAGCAGCAGCAGCAUUAGAAACAGCACCAGCAGCAUCACUAGAAGCAGCAGCAGUAGCAGCAGCAGCAUCACUAGAAGCAGCAGCAGCAGCAAAAUCAACACAACAUUACCACCACCAGGAACAGCAGCAACAGCAGACGCAAGAUGGCUCUAAGUCGCCGUGUGAAGCUAGCAUACGGUGUGGGUCAUGUAUUUAAUGACCUGUGCGCCUCCAUGUGGUUCACUUACCUACUAGUUUACCUCCAGUAUGUGCUCCAGCUGGACCGAGGUCUUGCAGGGUUCCUGCUGUUGAUGGGUCAAGUGGCGGACGCCGUGUCCACUCCCCUCAUCGGGCUGCAAAGUGAUCGUGGGUGCACCUUCUGCACCUAUGGGAGGAGGAAGUCCUGGCACGCCAUCGGAACGUUGUGUGUGCUGUUCUCGUUCCCGUUCAUCUUCAUCGUGUGUGGAGUGUGCUUCGCUGUUCUUGGCUUCGGUUACGUUCUCCUCCUAGGCUUCAUGAUCUGCCUCUUCCAGUUCGGGUGGGCAGCAACACAAGUGUCCCACCUGGCACUUAUACCCGACCUCACCAACGUGGAGGCCGAGAGAGACGAGCUCAAUAUCAUAAGGUUAGUCGAUCCUUCAAACUCACCAGAUGUCGUUUUGAUAAGGACCUGCCUCGUAUGGGCCAGUAGGCCUUCUGCAGUGUUCCUACAUUCUUAUGUUUUUAUGUUCUUAUCUAAUUGUAGUGUUUUGCAGUCGGAAAACCUAUGGCUGGGUAGUUGGUGGCGCUCAGGAGACACAAACAACUACCAACUCUUUAUUACUCCCCCCAAAAUACAGAAUCAGCCCAUGCUGAUCAUCACUAUCACCGUCAUGGUGGUAGGCACCUUCUUCUCCAUCAUCUUCCACCUCUUCACCCCGGAGCAUCCCUCCACCUUAUUCAGGCGGCGCGGGGAGGUGUACCAGGAGGUUUCUACGGGACCUGAGGAACCCCAGGCCACCUCUUCUACUGACGUGGGUGCAGAGGUGCAUGAAGCACAGUCGCCUGUUGAACACCUGAUGGGCAGAGCCCAAAUGUUAUGGCGAGACUGGCUCUCUGAACCCCAGUUUUAUCAGGUGACACUGUUAUAUGGGUGCGCCCGCCUGGUAGCCAACCUCUCCAACAUCUAUAUGCCCAUCUACCUGCAGGAGACCAUCCACGCCAAGCAGGAACUGAUCGCAGUGGUGCCGCUAGUGAUGAGCCUGUCUAGUGUGGGCGCCUCCUUCCUCCUGAGGGCGCUAAGGAAGGCUGUCGGCAAAAAGGCAAGCGUGGUGGUGGGCAUCGUGAUCGGACUGGUGGCGUGCACGAUAUCUGCGUUGCCCUGGAUGCCCUUAUGGGGUGUGUUCAGUGUGGCUAUCUUGUGGGGCGUCUCAGGUUCUCUCCUCGUCAUUAUCUCCCUCGCCUUCACCGCAGAUCUCAUUGGACAAAAUACGGACACUUCGGCCUUCGUGUACGGCAGCAUGAGCUUCGGGGACAAGAUCGUCAACGGCAUUGCAGUGUUGGUCAUCCAGGAACUUACCAGGUUUGGCUGUACUGGAACCAACUGUUCUACCUACUUCCGUCACGUGAUGAGUCUGGGUAUCUUCGUGCCACUGAUGUUGGCAUUCAUUGCAAUCUGUCUCCUAGGCAAUCAGAAACUGGGACGAACCCGCAAGAUGAACCAGGUUGUGCCACUGGAGCAAGGAGAACCCAGUGGCAGCACCUCAAGUUCCAACUCUAGCGAGCUUCUGCUGGCUACUGGUACCAACCUCGGCUAUGGCUCCAUCACCAAGGCUUGAGAAGCAUUCUAACACUACCAGCAAGACCUGAGAAGCAUUCUAACGCCACCAGCAAGACCUGAGAAGCAUUCUAACACUACCAGCAAGACCUGAGAAGCAUUCUAACACUACCAGCAAGACCUGAGAAGCAUUCUAACACCACCAGCAAGACCUGAGAAGCAUUCUAACACUACCAGCAAGACCUGAGAAGCAUUCUAACACUACCAGCAAGACCUGAGAAGCAUUCUAACACUACCAGCAAGACCUGAGAAGCAUUCUAACACUACCAGCAAGACCUGAGAAGCAUUUUAACAG
This is a messenger RNA of Cherax quadricarinatus, 3798 nucleotides long. NCBI's taxonomy places the organism in Eukaryota, Metazoa, Arthropoda, Malacostraca, Decapoda, Parastacidae. The record is from RefSeq and is a predicted model, not a curated record.